AUGAACUGCAAAUGGCUCUGGUUGCUGGCAUUUGCUCUGAUAUUUGGAUUCAGCUCUCUGACAGAUGCUAGAAUACCCUUUAGACCUAGACCACCGCCACGUAGACCACCACGAAAAGGUGGGAAUUGCAAUGUACCUCCAAGAAGAAGAACUGAUUGUGGAUAUCCUGGAAUAUCAAGACGAACAUGUUUAAAUAAAAAAUGUUGUUUUGAUAGCAGAUACAAGAAUGCAAAAUGGUGUUUUUAUCCCAGGUCAGCUGGAAUUUCCCAGAUUUUGGGACAAUAG
Molecule: messenger RNA, 285 nt
Organism: Notechis scutatus (mainland tiger snake)
Lineage: Eukaryota; Metazoa; Chordata; Lepidosauria; Squamata; Elapidae
Source: RefSeq, a predicted model, not a curated record